Messenger RNA from Aaosphaeria arxii CBS 175.79, 1641 nucleotides. RefSeq names its product AAT family amino acid transporter. Gene Ontology annotation, molecular function: amino acid transmembrane transporter activity. Gene Ontology annotation, cellular component: membrane. Bases 1 to 1641 code for a protein of 546 amino acids. The record is from RefSeq and is a predicted model, not a curated record. The transcript is spliced from 3 exons. Gene Ontology annotation, biological process: amino acid transmembrane transport. Lineage: Eukaryota; Fungi; Ascomycota; Dothideomycetes; Pleosporales.
AUGUCGUCUCCAGAUAGAUCAGCAUUUGCGAAUGACGAAAAGCAACCCAUGAAAGAAACUAUCCAAACCACAUUUGGCCAGACGAGCAAUGCUGGUCCUGAUGGAACCAAACGAGGAUUGAAAUCUCGUCAUGCACAGAUGAUUGCGCUCGGAGGCACGAUCGGUACAGGUCUCUUCGUCGGCUCGGGACAAGCCCUUCGCAUGGGUGGCCCAGUCUUUCUCCUCAUCGCAUAUCUUAUCAUUACUGUCCUGGUCUUCGGUAUCGUCACCGCCACGACAGAGAUGAGUUCGUACCUCCCCGUUCCCGGCUCCUCCGCAUCAUACUACGGCAAGCGUUUUGUGUCGCCCUCGCUAGGCUUCGCACUCGGCUGGAUGUACUGGUACAUCUUCGCAAUCACAGUACCAGCCGAGAUUGUCGUGUCCAACGUCGUCGUGAACUACUGGAAGCCUACAUUCCCGGGCCACGACGCAGUGUUCAUAACCGUGUUCAUGGUCGUCAUCAUCGGACUCAACUUCUUCCCAGUCCGCGUGUACGGAGAAACUGAGUUCUGGUUCGCCAGCAUGAAAGUGUUCGGCAUCAUCGGAAUGCUCAUAAUGGCCGUUGUCCUGGUCCUUGGAGGAGGUCCCACGCACGACCGACUAGGCUUUCGAUACUGGACCGAACCAGGCCCUAUAAACGAGUACCUCUCUACCGGCUCAACUGGUCACUUCCUCGCUUUCGUCGGUGUAAUCUGCUUCUCCAUUUACGCCUUUGCCUUCGCCCCCGAACUCCUCAUCGUCACAGGUGGAGAAAUGGAGAACCCGCGUCGCAACCUCCCCACAGCAGGGAAACGCUACUUCUACCGCCUCGUGAUCUUCUACUGCCUAGGAGCCUUCGCAAUCGGCCUUAUCGUCCCCUCCAACGCAUCCGAUCUCUUCGGCGGCGGCUCCGGCGCAGGCGCAUCCCCCUGGGCCAUCGCAGCGAAACUCGCAGGCAUCAAAGCCCUCGAUUCCGUCAUCAACACCGUCAUCCUGCUCUCCGCCUGGAGCGCCGGGAACUCGUACCUCUACCUCGCGAGCCGAGGACUGUACUCUCUCGCCCUCGCAGGCGACGCGCCCCGCAUCUUCACACGAUGCACGAGUUCGGGAGUCCCAUACAUUGCUCUCGCUGCUAGCUCUGUGAUCAGUCUCUUAUCCUACAUGACACUGUCGUCCGGCGGCGCGACUGUAUUCAAUUGGUUCGUCAAUCUCAUCAACACUGGCGCUUUCCAGUCUUGGGUCUCCAUCUGCUUCAUCUACCUCCGCUUCCGCAAAGCCACUCGGGUUCAAAACAUCACAGACCUCCCUUACCGUUCCCGGUUCCAGCCGUACAUGUCGUAUGUCUCCGGCGCGGCAUUCUUCAUCCUCAUGCUCGCGCAGGGAUUUAAGGUGUUUUUGAACGGGAUGUGGAAUACGUCGACUUUCAUCACGAGCUAUGUGGGUAUUGUCAUCUUCCUGGCGUUUUAUUUGGGACAUAAGUUCACGCACGGGAGAAAUGACCCGUGGAUGAUUCCGAGCGAAGAGGUGGAUAUGGUGAGCGGGUUGGAGGAGAUCAUCGCGAAUGAGACUCCGCGUGUGAAGGCGGAGAAGUGGCAUCAGAAGUGGAGGGUUCUGUUUGAGUAG